GACCUUGAUUUGUGUUUGAUUUGUGCAAUGCUACCGCUCGGCCCACAUAAAUAAAGCUGCGAUAAUAUAAUAUCUCCACCUAACACACAUGGCGUUCAAAUGUGUUUUGUCUCCUCGUAUGUGUGCCCGCGAAAUACUUCUAUGGCUCAUUUUGUCGACGACGACGUCGAUGGCAGUGCCGAAUCUACAUCUAGGUGUGUAUGUAUUCGUCGUUCCAACGGUCAUAUGUUCGCCAUGGCUACCAGAGAAACAGCAUUCACAGGAACACCCAAUAUCGCAAGUCGAUCAUUGAAAUCCUACGCUGGACAAUGCCAGAUUGGGAGACACUUCCUAACCUUGCAUUGGUUAGAAUAUUUUCCUACCUGAGUACGGUUGACAAGCUUGCAGUCUCCUCCGUGUGUCAGCAGUGGAUCGAAGCUGCCAAUCACCCGUUGCUAUGGCGACGAGCUGACAUCACGAGCACCCUCUGUGAGCAGGACCGUAGGGACCUCGUGCAGUCGUACAGCGCACACAUACGACAUGUGAACAUCUCCGGACUCACCUCGAGCGAACUGAGGAGCUUCGUCGAGGUGCUGAGAGAUGGCGCCGCUGUCGGCCUGUGUCUCGAGAGCCUCUCGAUCGACUUCCCCGUUGCCGAGCAGCGCGGCGCAGAUGCUGACCUCAUCCCAGAGCUUCGGCAGCUGUUUGCGGUCGUCACGACGCUGCGACGUUUCUCCGUGAGGAACACUCGCAUCGCUUGCGCGUUCUACAUGCUGUCGCCUGACCCGAUGGCCGAAGUUCUACAGAACUGCGCCGAGGGAUUGCACACGUUUGAGCUGAUCAACUACACGCUGCUCAAGUUCUCGAAGCCGCUCGCGCACAUCGGCGCGUGCCGCCACCUGGUGAGACUCGUCGUCAGCCCGCAGCAUCUCGGCGAGACCGUGCUGUUGUCGCUCGUCACCGUGGCGACGCUGCGCGCGAUCACUAUCAUCUGCAACCGCUACACGUCGCGGCAGAACUGCCACAUCAUCCCGAGCUCGCGGUGGACGGAGUUUGCAGUACGGGCGCCGAAGGUUCGUGUUGAGUUCUAUGCUCACUCGCUCGCUGCGUUCGCACACCUCCUCAUGGAUGCGAUGCCCCUCAGCCUUGUCUACUUCGAAGACGUUCUGACGUUCGACUGCAUUCGCAACGUGAAGCAGUACAGCGAUUCGCUGGAGACGUUCGCAUUCGUGAAUGGGUUCAACGAUGUCGACAAACCGUCGACCAAUCGCACGCGGACGCCGACACAUGGCGGCGCGAAUCGCAACGCUGCUGUCGCGGCCAAUGGUGUGGUGCUACGCCGGCAUGUGGUUGCGCCGCCGCCGGCGUUGUCGCCGACGACGUCAAGUCCAGUGUUUGAUAGUCACAUGAUCACGUUUGUGAGCGCGUGCAAGCGACUGCACACGUUUGUCUUCAGCGAGGCGAUCAGCUGCUCGGUGCUUCUGCUCAUGGUUGACCUGUGCCCGCGUCUGCGUGUCGUGCGCGUCCGCCGCGCCUGCCUCGUGCUCGAUGGCCAGCGAUCCAACGUGUUCAAGGAGACGACGCUCUCGCAGCGCUCACUGUGGUUCAAGAGCUACGCGUCGCACUUGCCUGACUUCGAAAAGCAGAUGUCGCUGAUGCUGCGUUACCCAUGGCAACCGCUGAGCGACGCCGACUUCGUGAUGCUAUGCAAGCGGCUAUAGGAGGCAUUAGCUGUUUCGAUUUCCACUGCCUUGUUUUGCAUUUAAAAGCUGUCCUUAUGUUAAUUAGGUUUCAGCAGAUUUCUUACUGGAAUUUACAAUUAUCUACUGUUUCUAUGAGUGCUACUAGUCUUAAUUGUCUUCUAACUAAAGGAGGGAGAGGAAAAUAGAGUCAUUUUAUACUGUUAUAUAAGUGUAGAAGUGAUUGGAUUAAGUGCGAGUACACACGAAGGGUUAUGCCAUUUUACUUAAUAUUUGUGUACAUCUCACCUUGAAUAUAUGCAUAUUACGAUAUGGUAUACAUAGAAACAUGUUCAGGGUUCCACCCAGUACUAGUAACUAAAGACGUAUAUGUAAUGUCUUGCACUCGAUGCUAGUACUUGGUGCAAAGAAUAAUUUUUUAUACUAUCCUGAUCAGCGUGUGUAUCUAUGAACUGAUAUUUUUCACAACAGAAGAGACCAAUAUAUGAAUAUGUGUUCUUUCAUUUCGUACACGUCCCACUUAUUUCACAACUGGAUUUUGUGGGCUAUAGGAGGGAGGGUGCUAGAGCUCUCAAGUUAAUGACAUUGGGGUGCAGGGGCAUGCACCCUCAUAAAUAUUUUGGGACUCCUUAAAUCCUGCAAUCCGGUGAAUUUUUGCUGAUGUUAAAUCUUUACUUAUAAGAUUUUGAGACCUCCAAUGCUCAAAAUAAACGUACCUUACGCCAGUGAAAUCACUAUCAUGUGAGCACGUUUUUGUGGAUAAUUUUUAUUAUUGUUUAUAUUUCUGAAAUGCGUGAGAUAUCAAUGCGUUGUUGUGAGUGUGAGGCGGCUUCUAAUGUGCGAAUCUCACACUCAAUGCAUGAGAUUUGACAUAUCUGGGAUGCACAACUUAUAAUUCCAACUAUAUAUUUCCAUAUAUGGUCGAGAAAAUAUCUCCUAGUUUCUUGCCUAAUGCUAACUGCUUCAUUUAGCAAAUUAAAAUUAAUAGUUGCAAAUAUUAUUAAUAAUCUAAUCGGUUACGCUUCCAACUCUAGUACAACUACAGUACCAAUUCGGACACAAUCUUCUUCACUCUUCACAAAGCUACUAAUUACGUGUGAUAAUCUUAAUCAUAUAUAUGGCAUCGUUGACUAUUUGGUGAAUAGAAGCUCACUGCUGUAUAGUCCAUCUCUUUGCAGAGAGUUACGCAUGUGCUGGAGUUAGCUUGCCUCUUGUGGUGCAAGGUGUUGAUGCUGAGACAUUCUUCCAGACAUUUGUAUUGACCUAUGGAAAAAUAGGAAAGCAUGCAGUUUUUUUGUAACGAACAUUAAAAUAUAUGAGUAAAAUA
Messenger RNA from Priapulus caudatus, 3006 nucleotides. Its product is annotated as F-box/LRR-repeat protein 21-like. The record is from RefSeq and is a predicted model, not a curated record. The coding region runs from base 201 to 1700 and encodes 499 amino acids. The transcript has 3 exons. Gene Ontology annotation, molecular function: protein binding. Lineage: Eukaryota; Metazoa; Priapulida; Priapulimorpha; Priapulimorphida; Priapulidae.